This is a messenger RNA of Oryzias melastigma (Indian medaka), 3651 nucleotides long. It is a transcript of the gene fdxacb1, whose product is annotated as ferredoxin-fold anticodon binding domain containing 1. Gene Ontology annotation, biological process: rRNA base methylation. Gene Ontology annotation, molecular function: rRNA (uridine-N3-)-methyltransferase activity. The coding region runs from base 242 to 2077 and encodes 611 amino acids. Gene Ontology annotation, cellular component: cytoplasm. The transcript is spliced from 5 exons. NCBI's taxonomy places the organism in Eukaryota, Metazoa, Chordata, Actinopteri, Beloniformes, Adrianichthyidae. The record is from RefSeq and is a predicted model, not a curated record.
CCGUGUUGAUUUGUCGGAUGCAGGUCGCCGGGUCUCCUCCUCGGCUCCUUCGCUCUCUGAGUAGCGACGAUUUUGGAGACAAACUGAGCCACGGAGGUUGGUAACUUCUUUACAAAAAUAAUCUAAAAAAGACUUCUGGGUACCUUAGGUUCCCGUUUAAGGAGCGGUACAGAAUUUAACUGUGCUUUUUGGGAAAUGUAGGUUUGGGGAAAUGUUUUAGGACUUCAGGUUGGGGUCGACCAUGUUGCAUUCAAGGACGAUACUGUUAGUCGGAGAGGGGAAUUUCUCCUUCUCCGCCUCCCUUUGCGAGAUGGAGAAAGUCACGGCCACUUGUCCGCAGCGUCAGGAGGAGGUGCUGCUCUUUGAAGGAGCAGCCAGCAACAUCAGCAGCAUCACGGAGUCAGGGGGGAGUGUGCUGUUUGAGGUGGACUGCACGCGGCUGGAGGAGUGUCCGGCGCUGCGGGGGCGGCUGUUCGACCGCGUCCUCUUCAACUUUCCACACUGCGGGAGGAAAAGCGGCGUGAAGAAGAACAAGGAGCUGCUCAGAAACUUCUUCCUCAGUUGUCUUCAGGUUUUGGCAAAAGACGGGGAGGUUCACGUCUCCCUGUGCAACGGACAGGGCGGAACGCCGGCGGACGAGCCGAGGCGCGAGUGGCACAACAGCUGGCAGGUGGUUGCCAUGGCAGCCGAGGCCGGUCUCAUCCUGAGUGCCGUUUAUCCUUUUGAAAGCAGCAGUCGUCAAGGCUACAAAUGCACCGGAUACAGGAGUCAGGAUAAAGGCUUUCGGGUAGAGAAGGCUUUGCUGCACGUGUUCGCUCGCAGUCAGGUCUACGCCUCUCCUGCAAAGGUUGAAGUGGAGGAAAUGGUUGAGGGAGAGAAGAUCCUCUACGAUGUCCCAGCUGAGCUUAGUGAUUUCAUGUUCAGGAGGUUCCUCUGCUCGGAUUCUGUGCAUCCUGUAAAACUGGUGCAAGAUUUCCUUCUUGAGGGACUGGAGGAAGAGUGGCCAAUCUCCAUGACGACAGAGUCCAUCCCCUUUUUUCUGACAGCCAAACGGCUGCAGGCGUCUAGCUGUGGUGUCGACGUCUCUCAGUGCUACUUCAGGUUUGGCAGAGAUGUGAGAAGCUUGCACACACAGGAGCAUCUCCCGGCCACGACUGUCAGCUCCUCUAAAGAAGACCGGACAAAGAGCGAACGGCCCGAGGGUUUCUGGUCUACAUCCCUUGAUCCCGAGGUCGACCUUGACCUUUAUGUGCUGCGUCCAUCGCUGCUGCCUCAUAUGGAGGAACUUCCCGUAGAGAAGCAGGACAGGAAGAACGAUGUGAGGAAGAGUGGAGAGGCUCUCAAAAGGGCUAAUUUGGAGGGAAAUGAUGAAGGCCAUCAGGAUGUUCCUGGUUUGUUGUGUGGGGCGAGUGAAGUGGUGUUCAGGAAUGUACCCAUCAGCCUUUGGGGUCUGCCAGCCUUCCAUGAGCUCAUCCUCAGAGGUGUUUUCCCUUCCGAAUGUGAGCCGAUGAAACUGUUAGGACACAAACUAGAAUCCCUUCUCGCCCCUUUUAAUGUUUCCAUAGCAACGGAAGGAGAAGUCCUGCAUUUGACGGCACAACCAAUGGGAAUUCUGGGUAAAGUGUUUGUAAACCACCAAGUAGACACAGACAUCAUUAAUGUAUCCCUAAAUUUGGACCUCCUUGCUGUUCUUCUGUUCUCACUCCCCGACUGGCGGUUGCUAUGGACACACGACCAACGUUUCUUAAAGCAGUUUCGUCCCCGCCCGCCACCAGGGACGCCUUGUCAGCCACUGUCCCUGUUCCCUGAACCCAUCAGGUUCGAUAUAAGUUUCUGGACCGGGCCAACGUGGGAUGAGAAGCAGUUCCACGCGGCGGUCAGAGAGGCCAGUCACGGGAGCGUGAAGCUGGUGAAGCUCAUCGACACUUUCUCCCAUCCUGACCUCAGUCAGACGAGUUACUGCUACAGACUCACCUACCACUCACACACUCACGCACUGUCACACACUCAGGCUCUACACUUCCACAAACAGCUCGAGUCUUUGCUCUCAUCUCGCUUAAAUGUCACUAUAAGGUAACACAGAGACGCUCCUUAAAUGGAGAAAUCUUAACCUUUACAGUCGCUGGAUUAGACAUAUUUAAAUCCAAGCUCAAGCGUCUAGAUUUUUGGUUCCACUGCCUCCAACAAAUCAGAUUCAGUUCAUCUCUCUCUGCGAAAGUGCAAUAAUGUCAGUCAAGCUCUGGGUGUGAUGCAACAAGGAAAUAUGGCGGACAUGAUGCAACAGGCUGCAUUGCCCUUUUAAAUCUACUUUCACACUGCCCUCACACGUUCAUGAGUACGAGUUUCUAUGACCAUUUUCAGGCUCUAUGGACUAAACAUGCGGCCAUUGAAUGUGCAUUGGAAGCUAAACCGGUUGAAUUUUGACCAAUCAGAGACUCAGGUUUGGUAGUGACAUGUGGAGGGCCUUUUUAUUCACGGAAGUGCCAACAGUUUGAAUAUUGAUCAUAGAGAAGAAAUUCAUAAUUUAAGUUUGUGCCUGGACGGAGUUAUAUGACACCAAGUCUUUCAUAUAUCAGAAUAAAGCUGUGAAAGAAAAAGCCUUAAGCAAGAAUUUUGAGAUUUGUGCCGCUUUAACAUUUCACACCGAGCCUCUUGAACUGAAGGUGGCGGACAAGCCAAAGAACAGAAGAAGCUCCUCCCUGCUUGUCUAGUGUGAACAUCAUGAAUUAAACAAAUGACCCGUGUGUAUGGAGCUGAACACCAGAGAUGUUGACUGCAACAUCUAAAUAACACACACUCUUUGACAUACCAUCAUCUUGGCGUAUUUACGCAAUCAGCAGAAAUCUUUACAACACAUUACUGACGGAAAAUGCAGCAAAAUCCACGGAUUAACAGUGUUCACUACCGUACAGCGUUACAUAUCAGUGUAAGGCUGCUUUUCUCUAUUUCAGAAUCCACAGCGUUAAUUGCGUCGACGAUUAAAGAGUUGUAGAAAUCGAAAGAAUGUAAAUACUGGGGCUAAAAGGUCGGUUCAUUAGGAGGUUUUAUUUAAAAAGACAAAAAAGUGCAAUAAAAAAAUGGAUCAAGCUGGAUUUUUGUGAUGUUAAUUGUUAAUUGACUUGGAUGUAAAAAAAAGGCAUAUUUUUACAAAUAUUUACAUGUUUACAAAUCUAUUCUAUACAAAUAAAUGGAUUCAACUUUAAACAAAAUGAUGAAAUAAACUUUCUGUGAAUGGACUCAAUCUAUCUUAACAAGUAAAACAGGAAAUUUGUCUUUAUUUCUUCUUUUAGCAAAAAGUAGUACAGUUGAAGUUUAUCAAGUAUGAGUGUAAGUAUACUAUAGAUCACGUGUCAAAGUCAGGGCCCGGAUCCGGCCCUCUGAGUAAUAUGUCCGGCCCUCCAGAUAAUUUUAUUUUAUUUUUAUUAAUGCUCCAAUGUUAUCUUUCACUUAUUUCUAACUUGUAUAGUUUUGACAAAAUAUAUUUUUAUAGAGAGUAAAAUAUUGAAGGCGAGUGGCCUUAGCUUUCUUAUAUAGUGAGACAAAAAAAGAGCUUGCUUUGUUAUGUUUCACAGUUUAUCAACCAAGUAUAUGUAUAUUUGUGUGUAUAUAUUUGUAAAAAGAAGCGCUAACUUCAAUAAAGGGUUAAAUUCA